Erigeron canadensis is the source of this 1770-nucleotide messenger RNA. Its product is annotated as trans-cinnamate 4-monooxygenase. Gene Ontology annotation, biological process: lignin metabolic process. The record is from RefSeq and is a predicted model, not a curated record. NCBI's taxonomy places the organism in Eukaryota, Viridiplantae, Streptophyta, Magnoliopsida, Asterales, Asteraceae. The coding region runs from base 131 to 1648 and encodes 505 amino acids. The transcript has 4 exons. Gene Ontology annotation, molecular function: iron ion binding; heme binding; trans-cinnamate 4-monooxygenase activity.
CUCAAAACAAAAUAAAAACAUACUACAAUAAUUUAACACGCAAAAAAAAAAAAAAAACCCAACUUAUAUAUAUACAAAUACAAACCACAUUUUACCACCACAAGCCAUCAUAACACAACCAUAAUCCACCAUGGAUCUUCUCUUGUUAGAGAAAACACUCAUUGCAUUAUUCGCAACAAUAAUUAUCACAAUAGUUAUAUCCAAAUUACGUGGCAAAAAAUUUAAGUUGCCACCCGGGCCAACCGCAGUGCCAAUUUUUGGCAACUGGUUACAAGUUGGUGAUGACUUGAACCAUAGAAACUUAACUGAUCUGGCCAAGAAAUUUGGCCAGAUCUUUUUAUUGCGCAUGGGACAACGAAACCUUGUCGUUGUCUCAUCCCCUGAUCUUGCAAAAGAAGUUUUGCAUACACAAGGUGUUGAGUUUGGUUCUCGAACACGAAAUGUCGUGUUUGAUAUUUUUACUGGGAAAGGACAGGAUAUGGUUUUUACCGUUUAUGGUGAACAUUGGAGGAAAAUGCGUCGCAUUAUGACUGUCCCGUUUUUUACUAAUAAAGUUGUUCAACAAUAUAGGAAAGGAUGGGAAGAUGAAGCAGCGGCGGUUGUGGAAGAUGUGAAGAAAAAUCCGAAAUCCGCAACGGAAGGAGUUGUGAUAAGGAAAAGGUUACAAUUGAUGAUGUACAACAAUAUGUUUAGGAUCAUGUUUGAUAGAAGAUUUGACAGUGAAGAUGAUCCUUUGUUUUUGAAACUGAAAGCGUUGAACGGUGAAAGGAGUCGUUUGGCGCAAAGUUUCGAGUAUAACUACGGUGAUUUCAUUCCGGUUUUGAGACCGUUUUUGAGAGGUUACUUGAAGUUGUGUAAGGAAGUGAAGGACAAAAGGCUUCAGCUCUUCAAGGAUUACUUUGUUGAUGAAAGGAAGAAGAUUGGAAGCACACAGAAAUUGGACAACAAUCAACUAAAAUGUGCAAUUGAUCACAUUCUUGAAGCCAAGGACAAGGGAGAGAUCAAUGAAGACAAUGUUCUUUACAUUGUUGAAAACAUUAAUGUUGCUGCAAUCGAGACGACUCUAUGGUCAAUAGAGUGGGGAAUUGCCGAGCUUGUGAACCAUCCUGAGAUCCAGGCCAAGCUAAGACACGAGCUUGACACUAAGCUCGGGCCCGGUGUCCAGAUCACCGAGCCUGAUGUCCAAAACCUACCUUACCUCCAAGCCGUGGUGAAAGAAACUCUUCGUCUACGAAUGGCAAUCCCACUUCUAGUCCCCCACAUGAACCUCCACGACGCUAAGCUUGGUGGCUUUGACAUUCCGGCUGAAAGCAAGAUCUUGGUCAAUGCUUGGUGGCUAGCAAACAACCCUGACCAAUGGAAGAAACCCGAGGAGUUUAGACCCGAGAGGUUUUUGGAAGAGGAAGCAAAGGUUGAGGCUAAUGGAAAUGAUUUCAGGUACUUGCCAUUCGGAGUUGGAAGGAGGAGUUGCCCCGGAAUCAUUCUUGCAUUGCCGAUCCUUGGUAUUACGCUUGGUCGUUUGGUGCAGAAUUUCGAGCUUUUGCCACCACCAGGACAGUCUAAGAUUGACACAAGUGAGAAAGGUGGACAGUUUAGUUUGCAUAUCUUGAAGCACUCUACCAUUGUUGCUAAACCUCGAUCGUUUUAAAAAUUUUCUAUAAUGUUCCUAUUCUAAUAACCAGUGUUACCGUCCUUAUGUGGUUUAAAAAGAUUUUGAAUUUGUUUUGUAUAUCAUUUUGUUUACUAAUAAUUCAUGAUUUGUGAUACUAA